Aspergillus nidulans FGSC A4 is the source of this 1090-nucleotide messenger RNA. RefSeq lists its product as uncharacterized. The transcript is spliced from 4 exons. The record is from RefSeq and is a predicted model, not a curated record. Lineage: Eukaryota; Fungi; Ascomycota; Eurotiomycetes; Eurotiales; Aspergillaceae. The annotation marks the transcript as partial.
AUUCUGUCCUCGUUCACACUGCCCGGUCCAAAUCCACCAAACUCCAGCCCCACUAUAACUGCGACAGAGGGAGAGACUCAGGGCGAAAAACUAUCAAGGAACGGACCUGAUGAAUGGAAAAAAACACUCCUGCAUAUUCUCGGUCUCCUGGGAGAGGGAGCAGAGGACCCAGAGCUCCUUACAGAUGUCGAAGCAUCGGCCAGUGUAAAUGCAACCGGAGAGGAUGAUAAAGAGUUGGUGAUUACAAUAAGAAAGAGAAUACAGACUAUAACCCAAAAAUUAGGAUCUUUGACUUUGCAACAAGAUGAGGAGCAAGAUAUCGAGCUGUUUGACUGGACGAACCUCGCUGUCACCCGGGCGGAUAUUCUUGAGCAGCGCUUUAAUUCAUUACUCGAUCGUUUCCGCACAGCCGAGAGUACAAUCAAGUUGCUAAACAAGCAACUGGAGGAGUUUAUAAGCUCAAAAAACCAACAUGAGCAGCAGCUAUUUUCGGGUAUUGUGCAGUUGUUGAAUGAGAAGAAGCUGAAAAUCCGCAACCAACAACGUCUGCUGGCCUCUGCAAAGGUCGAUCCAGAGCGACUCUCCAAGGUGCAGGCAGCUGCGUUCACAGAUAACUCGAGGCCAAAACCAAAGGGAGCAAAGGGUGGAAGACAAAAACGUCCCGCAGCAACAUUAGCCGACGAAUCUAGUGAUGACGGUUUCGAGAAGAUGAGUGUUGAGGACUGCGAAAAUGUCAGUCAGGGUGCGGACGAGGAGACGGCUGACGAAGGACGAUCGACGCCCGAACCACUUGAAGACGAGAGUGGUACAACUGCUGCUGCUGCUGAUGAUGAUGUUGUUGAGUCUGCUCUAAGUACCAGCCGAUCUCAACGAGGAGAUAGUGGGAGCCAAGGGCCGCUCGCACAAGCUACAGCAAACUCGCCCCCGCCGCGAAGGGAGCUUCCCUUUGCGAAGAAAACGGAAAAGGAUCCCGGGCCUGGGCAUCUUUCCUCGCGAGCGUGGCAGGAUUCAGUUGAAUCCGGAGGGGAGACAGAUGACGACGAACUGUAGCUAACGCCCCUUUUACUAUAACCUAUGCCUAUGUGUUAAA